GCAGAAGUGCAGUAUCCUCCUCAGUGAGUCCCUCCUCGCUCCGGCACUGCUGUACGUGCAUGGCUGCUACUCAGUAACACAGCACCCUGCAAGCCGCUUCUAGCCUGUUUCUUAUAAGUUCCAAUACUCGUCUCCCUUCAUGCUGAGAUCUCCCCCUACUUCUCAGCGGGUCUUCAUCGGAGGAUGCUGGGGAGGGAGGUGAGGCUGCGCUGGAGAGCUUGUUCCCUGCGCCUCCUCGCCCUGUGCCUGGCCGUCUUCCUCUGCACCCACUUCUCCGCUGAGCUGAAGCGCAAGCAGCUAUCCCCAGUUAGGCUGAUCGGAAAGGGGCAGACUAGGAAGCCUGAGGGGCACAAUAGGAGGAUGGAGGAGUUGCCCAGCAAGAGGCAGGUCAUCUAUGUAAGAAGGAGCAGCAGAACUUACGGAAGGCAGGGGGGCAUCCCUAGGAGAGACAUUCUAAAGCCUGUACGUUGGCAUAUUGAUCUGCAGCCCUGGGCUAGUUCCCUACAUUCUCUUAAUGAAGAAGCCACACGAUUCCUUCAGUACAUCACAAAAUCUCAGAUUGUGUGCUCUCGGUUGGUAACAAACGGACUGACAGACCAGUCUGAGAACACUGGAAAACCCUGGACAGUCUGCUUGGAUGACAAGUUCAGUUUAACACAUCAGAUUAGAAAUAAGCAGUGUCGUGUCUAUUCCUUGGGAUUAGGUGAAGAUGACAACAUAUUUGAUUUUAACAUGGCCUCCAGAGGGUGUGAAGUGCAUCGGUUUGAUCCAAGCAUACGAUCUGCUCAUGUGCACGAAGGAGAGCGACUUUGGUAUCAUCGUCUGUCCGUUGAUUGGAGAGAUCCCAACCCAGCCAUAGCUACACACCAAUUACAUACCAAUACUAAGAAACUGGGGACCAUUCUGAAUGAGUUUGGACAUUGGAAGAUUGAUGUCCUUAAAGCAGACAUGGAAAGUGCAGAAUGGAAGAUCUUGGAAAACCUCAUUCUAGAGGGCACUGUCGAGCAGGUUGGACAGCUUAUUAUGGAGAUCCACCUCCACUGGCCCGGCUUUGAAGUCAGCGGAAAUGACAGCAGCGUUGUUAGAUACUGGUACAGUUUGUUCAAAGAACUUGAACAUAAGGACUUUAAACUUUUCUACACAUACAAGGAUUUAUCUAAGCCACAAAUGUUCCUUAAAAAGGAGGUCUUUAAUGCAAGCAGCUGCUAUAUACUUAGCUGGGUAAAUACCAGGUGGAUGUGACACAAAGAUGUCUAUGGAAUUGGACCAAAAAAGACCAUAAUUUCUCAAGAAAAAGUCUACAAUACUGUGCUUGAUGAAUGAGAAAACCAUUGAAUAUUUAAAUGAUGUAAAAUUAGAACAUUUCAUAGUAUACACAUUUGGGGGAUAGUUUUUAUGAAUAAUGAUCAUCAGUUUAUUUUUCAGGGUAGUUUUACUUUGGUAUGUCUUUAUAAAAUAAUGUUUUCUGCAUCUCUGUAGUAAAAUACGAUACUUUUAAAUAUUGCCAGAUGCAUCACUUAAACCAGAGGUUCCCAAACUGUGUGCCGUGGCUCCCUGGGGUGCCUCGGGACACUUGCAGGGGUGCCCUGGGUUGGUGUUCCAGGACCAAUUCUUCAUGGUCAACAUAUUCAUGGUCAAUAUAAUAGGCAAAACCAGUGCUGGUGGCUGCCAGUCAUAAAAUAUGUGGCCAAACAGAAGCAAAUCUUGUCCCUCACCACACAACUGACCCUAAAGAUGACAUAUAAACGCAACCUACUUUCGAAAUUUCUCAAUAAGAAUUUUUUUGCCUAGGGGUGCCGUGAAAAAAAUUCUGAUAUUCUAGGGCGCCGUGAUUCAAAAAAGUUUGGAAAUCACUGACUUAAACUAUUUGGAAAGGUUAUUGUUAAAGGGUGAUGCAUUCAGGUUCACAUGCAGAGGCCACUUAUCGGCUUCUAAAUUUGAAGCUAUCACCUACAUACAGUAGAGGCAGCUAUAUAGCCAGUUUUGAUGUAGCAAAUUAAUAGAUUACAUUCUCUUGAAUUUUGAUUAAUUUCACAGAAUAGCAGAUUACAGAGUAUAUAUAAAAUGCGUGAAUUUAAGAGCUUCUACUGAGCAACUAUCACUUCAUACACACUCGUGCUGGCUAUAAUAAAGCAGUAUUCAAUAUACUAAUGAGGUGGGGAGGAGUCAAUACAAUGUACUUUUUGCAUUGAAAUGAACAGCAGAAUUUAAUAUUAAUAAUUCUGUGCAAUUUACUACAAUACAGUUAUUGCUUUUGUUAAUGAUCAAUAGGACAUAUUAUCAAUAUUCUUUAUAUAGCACCAAUAAAUUAUGCAGCACUUUAAUGAGAAUGUUUAAGCUUUCACUUCAAUCCUUGCCCCAGGAGCAUAAAGUCUAAAUCUUCUAAUGCACAGACAUCAGUUUCAUCAGAAACUAAACAUACAAACUCAACACAGAUGGUAUUCAGUUUACAGUAGAUCCAAACACAUAGGGGUAGAUUUGCUAAGGCAUUUAAAAAUUGGUGGUGUUGCCCAGAGAAACUAAUCAGAUUCUGUCUAUAAUUUUCUAGAAUGUAAUAGAGAAAUGAUAGCUGGAACCUGAUUGGUUGCUACAGGCAACAUCACUUUUUUUUUUUUAGAAGCUAUAGCACAGUAAAUAUACCUCAGUCUCAACGCUGCAAAAUGGUCAUAAUGUAGUACUCAAACACCCCGGACAAAAUAAUAUGGAAUGCUCACAUUAGACAUUAAUAUGGAGUAACAUCACCACCUGCUUUACUGACAGCUCAGAUUUUCUGAGGCAUGCUAUCAAUAUAACUCUGGAUCACAUUCAUAUCGCUUUGCGCCCAUUCCAUGACCAAGCAGUGUUUCAAUGCAACCACAUUUGGAGGGUGUUUGUGUUUCUUCUUCACAGCCCAUUCUGACAUGUCCCAAAUUUCUCAAUGACAUUGAGAUCUGGCAAAUUGGAGGGUCACUGGAGAUGUGGCACAUGAGUUUGGUGCUCUGCAAACCAAUACUGCACAAUCCUAGUGCGAUGGACAGUACAGUUAUUCUGAAACAGUGUAUCCACGAGAUGGUCUUAGUCCAGUGAUGGGGAACCUUUGGCACUCCAGCUGUUGUUCAACUACACAUCUCAGCUUGCCCUGCUAGUUUUGCUAUUUGGCCAUGCUAAAACUGUAGCAGGGCAUGCUGGGAUGUGUAGUUCAACAACAUCUGGAGUGCUAAAGGUUCCCCAUCACUGUCUUAGUCCUUCAGAAACUGGACAAAUGGCAAAACCGUAUGAUCCGACAAUGUCACAUAGUCACCACUUUCAUGCGAUUGGACACCUCGACCAAGGGUUCAGCUCCAGCACUCGAAAUACACCCCCAAAGCAUAUGACACUUCCCCCUCUUUUCUGCACAGCUCGUUGGACACAGUCUGGUUGGAAUGCUUCCCCAGCCCUUCUCAGGACCGGCCGUCAUUAGAAUAUAAGCAAAAUCUGGAUUCAUCAGACAAUAUGAUGUGUAUCCACUAUUCAAUGGUCAAGUAACAAUGCUGUUUCUUUUCGAUGGUUGUUAACCUAGGAAGCACCCGGUCUAUACGACUAAAAACUCAACCCAUGCAAUUCACGCCGAAGUGUUCGUUCUGACACUGGUUGGCUGGGUUCGGCGUUGUACUGUUAGAGCAGUUCCUUACGCAUUUGGAAUCGAUUGGUGGGAUCUUGGCGCCCUAAAUGCCUGCGGUUCUGAUUUGUCAUGAUCGACUUUUGGACACUGUUCCGCCGCUGAGAUUCUUGGUGUCCAUGCUUCUUCUACUGUAGAUGGAUACUGCUCACUGUCUUAGAGGGCACACCAACAAACACUGCCACCUACAGGCUAUGGCCAUGCUCUCUGCCAAAAACAAUGGCUCCCUUUGGCCACUCAGUCAUGUCACAUGUAUGACCCAUAGUGCCACCUGAAAAAGAAACAUCUCAACAAAUUUGCAUUGCAUCAUUACCUCAGACAUUCACAAUGAUCUUCCAAUAGUUUUAGUACCACCAUCUACACGCAAGUUCACGUCCCACGUUGUUGAACUUAUACCCCAUUGUCUUUCCGCAUUCCAUAUUAUUUUUCCCGGAGUGUAUAUUCUAAUAUUUAAAGAGGGUAUAGGUGACAUCUGUUGUCUACAGAUAACAAUGCGAGCAAAAGCGGUACUUUUACUCUUGGGCCUAUUUCUUAAAAAACUGGCAAUAGAGAUUGUUUUCAUUUGUCACUUAUUGCAGUGGCAGAAAAUAUCCUAUAACUAAAAAAAAAUAGCUGGGGCAAAUGAGUGAUGCUCAUAGCUGCUUAGUGAUAGUGACUGGGAGCGAUUAGCAAAGAGAUUGCCUAAAGAAUCUCUAGAAAUAUGCACUUCAUUUAAAUAACGCAUUUGGUCAUUGAAUAUGUACAUGUACUGCAGUGACGUGCGGUGGGGUGAGGCAGGUGAGGCAGAGCCUUUCCUGUCAUACUAACGUUUGUACUGCUAGGAUCCUUAUGAAAUAGGCUUCACCAUUCUUUGCAAGGGAAGCUAUAAAAAGCUGAAAACAAUGCUAUCUCUGGUGUUAAACUCUAAUAGAUAGGUAGAAGCCCCAUCUCUGGCUGAAAGCCAGUACUCACGGCCCGAUGCGGGAGAGAUGUGUGCUGAGCAAACCGCUCAGCACACAUUUCUCCCGGCGCUCAGCACAGCGCGAUGUGUGCUGAGCGUGCGGGGGGAGACGGCGCUCAUUUCACCAAGCGGGUGAAGUGAGCGACCUGCUAGAUUGGCCAAUCUAGCACCAGCGAUAGCGAUGCGCACGGCUGCGCAUCGCUAUCACUGUUAGGGCUACACACGGAGCGAUCUUGCUGAAAAUCUAAGCAAUCUAGUCAGAUUGCUUAGAUUAUCGCUCUGUGUAUACCCCCCUUUUCUAUUACGUCCUAGAGGAUGCUGGGGACUCCGUAAGGACCAUGGUGAAUAGAUGGGCUCCGCAGGAGACAUGGGCACUAAAAAGAACUUUAGGUAUGGGUGUGCACUGGCUCCUCCCUCUAUGCCCCUCCUCCAGACCUCAGUUUAAUACUGUGCCCAGAGGAGACUGGGUGCACUACAGGGAGUUCUCCUGAGCUUCCUGGAAUAAAAGUAUUUUGUUAGGUUUUUUAUGUUCAGGGAGACCUGCUGGCAACAGGCUCCCUGCAUCGUGGGACUGAGGAGAGAGAAGCAGAUCUACUUAAAUGUUAGGCAACUGCUUCUUAGGCUACUGGACACCAUUAGCUCCAGAGGGAGUCAGAACGCAGGUCUCCCCUCGCGGUUCGUCCCGGAGCCGCACCGCCGUCCUCCUCGCAGAGCCGGAAGAUAGAAACUGGGUGAGUAUGAGAAGAUAGAAAACUUCAGAGGCGGCAGAAGACUUCAGAGCUUCACUGAGGUAACGCUGCGCGCCAUUGCUCCCACACAGAACACACACAGCGCACACUGUUGGGUGCAGGGCGCAGGGGGGGCGCCCUGGGCAGCAAUGUUAAAACCUCUAGGUCUGGCUAAAUACUGUAAAUACACUUGGUUGUGGUAUAUUUAAGAGAUCCCUGCCAGUUUGUUUAAAAUAGAGCGGGACCGAAGCCCGCCGUUGAGGGGGCGGAGCUUGUCCCUCAGCACUCACCAGCGCCAUUUUCCUCCAGAGCACACGCUGAGAAGCUGGCUCCCCGGACUCUCCCCUGCUGAUCACCGGUGACAGAGGGUUUUAAAGAAGGGGGGGGGGGGGGGACUUAUUUGGCGCAGUAUAUAUAUAAUAAAAAGCGCUUUAUCUGGGUAUUUUUUACCAGGGUUAUUGGCGCUGGGUGUGUGCUGGCAGACUCUCUCUGUCUCUACAAAGGGCCUUGUUGGGGAACUGUCUCCAGAUUAAAGAUUUCCCUGAGUGUGUGGGGUGUCGGUACGUACGUGUCGGCAUGUCUGAAGCAGAAGGCUCUUCGGGAUGAGGUGGAGCGCAUGAGUGUGGUGUCCCCGUCGGCAACGCCGACACCUGACUGGUUGGAUAUGUGGAAUGUUUUAAAUGCAAAUGUGAAUUUAUUGCACAAACGGUUGGACAAAGCAGAGUCCAGGGAAUGUACAGGGGGUCAUACCCUGCCUUUCCCUAUGUCACAGGGGCCGCCUGGGUCUCAAAAACGUCCACUUUCUCCAGUAGUAGACACGGAUACCGACACGGAUUCUGACUCCAGUGUCGACUAUGAUGAUGCGAGGUUGCAGCCAAAAUUGGCUAAAAGUAUUCAUUAUAUGAUUAUGGCUAUAAGGGAUGUGCUACAUAUCACAGAUGACCCCUCUGUACCUAACACGAGGGUCCACAUGUUUAAAGAAAAGAAGACUGAGGUUACUUUUCCACCUUCAUAUGAACUAAAUGAGUUAUUUGAGAGUGCUUGGGAAACUCCAGACAAGAAACUGCAGAUUCCCAAAAUGAUUAUUAUGGCGUAUCCUUUCCCGAUUAAGGACAGGAUACGGUGGGAAUCCUCCCCAAGGGUGGACAAAGCGUUAACACGCCUUUCCAAAAAGGUGGCGCUGCCGUCUCAGGAUACCGCAACCCUCAGGGAUCCUGCUGAUUGCAAGCAGGAGACUACCUUGAAGUCAAUUUACACACAUACUGGUACAUUACUCAGACCGGCAAUAGCGUCGGCUUGGGUUUGUAGUGCUGUAAUAGCGUGGACUGAUACCUUUAUCUGCUGAUAUGGAUACGAUGGAUAAGGAAACUAUUUUAUUGACCCUGGGUCAUAUUAAGGAUGCGGUCCUUUAUAUGAGAGAUGCUCAGAGGGAUGUGGGCAGACUGGGUUCCAGAGCGAACGCUAUGGCGAUUUCUGCCAGGCGAGCCCUGUGGACCCGACAGUAGACGGGUGAUGCCGACUCGAAACGGCAUAUGGAGGUUUUGACUUACAAAGGUGAGGAAUUGUUUGGGGAAGGUCUCACGGACCUAGUUUCCACGGCUACUGCAGGUAAAUCAAAUUUUUUUGCCUUAUGUUUCCUCACAGCCGAAGAAAGCGCUACAUUAUCAGAUGCAGUCCUUUCGGUCGCAUAAAUCCAAGAGAGCUCGGGGAUCUUCCUUUCUUGCCAGAGGUAAGGGCAAGGGGAAAAAGCUGCCAGCUACAGCCAGUUCCCAGGAACAGAAGUCCUCCCCGGCUUCUACUAAAUCCACCGCAUGACGCUGGAGCUCCGUUGAGGGAACCCGCCCCAGUGGGGGCACGUCUUCGACUUUUCAGCCAUGUCUGGGUUCACUCUCAGGUGGAUCCCUGGGCAACAGACAUUGUAUCUCAGGGGUACAGGCUGGAAUUCGAAGAGGUGCCUCCUCGCCGGUUUUUCAAAUCGGCACUGCCGGAUUCUUCCCCGGAGAGGGAGGUAGUUUUGGCAGCAAUUUAAAAAUUGUGCCUUCAACAAGUGGUGGUCAAAGUUCCCCUGCUUCAGCAAGGGAUGGGCUAUUAUUCAACCCUGUUUGUGGUCCCGAAGCCGGACGGUUCGGUCAGACCCAUUCUGAAUUUAAAAUCCUUAAACCUAUACUUAGAGGUUCAAGUUCAAGAUGGAAUCGCUCAGAGAGGUCAUCGCCAGCCUGGAAGGGGGGGAUUAUAUGGUGUCCCUAGACAUAAAGGAUGCAUACCUUCAUGUCCCCAUAUAUCCACCUCAUCAGGCGUUCCUGAGGUUUGUGGUGCAGGAUUGUCAUUACCAAUUUCAGACAUUGCCGUUUGGGCUUUCCACGGCCCCGAGGAUUUUUACCAAAUGAAUGGCAGAAAUGAUGGUGCUCCUGCGCAAGCAGGGUGUCACAAUUAUCCCAUACUUGGACGAUCUCCUGAUAAAAGCGAGAUCGAGAGAGCAGUUGCUGGACAGUGUAUCACUCACCCUGAGGGUGUUGCAACAGCACGGCUGGAUUCUCAAUAUCCCGAAGUCACAGUUAGUCCCAACGACCCGAUUGCCUUUCUUAGGCAUGAUUCUGGACAAGGAACAAAAGAGGGUCUUUCUCCCGAUGGAAAAGGCCCAGGAACUUCAGGGCUUGGUCAGGGACCUGUUGAAGCCAGAAAGGGUGUCAGUGCAUCACUGCACUCGAGUUCUGGGAAAAAUGGUGGCGUCUUACGAGGCCAUUCCUUUCGGCAGGUUCCAUGCGAGGGCUUUUCAAUGGGACCUUCUGGACAAGUGGUCCGGAUCACAUCUACAGAUUCAUCAAAUGAUCAGCCUGUCCCCCAGGGCCAGGGUAUCUCUCCUGUGGUGGCUGCAGAGUACUCACCUUCUAGAGGGUCGCAGGUUCGGCAUUCAGGACUGGGUUCUGGUAACCAUGGACGCGAGCCUCCGAGGCUGGUGAGCAGUCACGCAGGGAAGAAACUUCCAGGGUCUGUGGUCAAGCCAGGAAGCUUGUCUGCACAUAAAUGUGCUGGAAUUAAGGGCCAUAUACAACGGCCUUCGGCAAGCAGAGACCUUACUUCGAGGUCUACCGGUUCUGAUUCAGUCAGACAACAUCAGAGCAGUGGCUCAUGUAAACCGCCAAGGCAGCACAAGGAGCAGAGUCGCAAUGGCAGAAGCCUCAAAGAUUCUUCGAUGGGCGGAGAGCCAUGUCAGCGCUCUGACAGCAGUCUUCAUUCCGCGAGUGGACAACUGGGAAGCAGACUUCCUAAGCAGACACGAUCUGCAUCCCGGAGAGUGGGGACUUCAUCAGGAAGUCUUCGCAGAAAUUGUAAGUCAGUGGGGUCUGCCUCAAAUAGACAUGAUGGCAUCACGCCUCAACAGGAAACCUCUGAGAUAUUGCGCCAGGUCAAGGGACCCUCAGGCGGUUGCAGUGGACGCACUAGUGACACCGUGGGUGUUUCAGUCGGUCUAUGUGUUCCCUCCUCUUCCUCUCAUGUCAAAAAUACUGAGAGUCAUAAGGCGAAGAGGUGUACAAACAAUUGUCAUUGCUCCAGAUUAGCCUCGAAGGGCCCGGUAUCCGGAUCUGCAGGAAAUGCUCACAGAGGAUCCGUGGCCUCUUCCUCUCAGGGAAGACCUGUUACAACAAGGGCCUUGUCUGUUCCAGGACUUACCGCGUCUGCGUUUGACGGCAUGGCGGUUGAACGCAGGAUCCUAGCGGAGAAGGGCAUUCCAGAUGAGGUCAUUCCUACUCUGAUAAAGGCUAGGAAGGAGGUGACAGCGAAACAUUAUCACCGUAUAUGGAGGAAGUAUGUGUCUUGGUGCGAAGCCAGGACUGCUCCUCCGGAAGAAUUCCAUCUGGGCCGUUUUCUUCACUUUCUGCAAACUGGAGUGAAUUUGGGCCUAAAAUUAGGCUCCAUUAAGGUUCAGAUUUCGGCCCUAUCCAUUUUCUUUCAAAAGGAAUUGGCUUCUCUUCCGGAAGUCCAGACUUUUGUGAAAGGGGUGCUGCAUAUCCAGCCUCCUUUUGCGCCUCCGGUGGCACCAUGGGACCUUAACGUGGUGUUACGUUUUCUUAAGUCUCACUGGUUUGAACCUCUUCAAACAGUUGAAUUGAUGUAUCUCACUUGGAAAGUGGUCAUGUUGUUGGCCUUGGCUUCGGCACGGCGAGUGUCUGAGUUGGCGGCUUUGUCUCACAAAAGCCCUUAUCUGAUUUUCCAUGUGGAUAGAGCUGAGUUGCGGACUCGUCCUCAAUUUUUGCCUAAGGUGGUUUCUUCCUUUAAUAUGAACCAACCUAUUGUGGUGCCUGUGGCUACAAGGGACGUGGAGGAUUCAGCGUCCCUGGAUGUGGUCAGGGCAUUGAAAAUUUAUGUGGCCAGAACGGCUCGGGUUAGGAAAACAGAGGCCCUGUUUGUCCUAUAUGCAGCCUGCUUCUAAGCAGACUAUUGCUCAUUGGAUCUGUAACACGAUUCAGCAGGCUCAUGCUACGGCUGGAUUGCCGUUACCAAAUUCGGUAAAGGCCCAUUCCACUAGGAAGGUGGGCUCUUCUUGGGCGGCUGCCCGAGGUGUCUUAGCAUUACAGCUUUGCCGAGCAGCUACUUGGUCGGGUUCAAACACCUUUGCUAAGUUCUACAAGUUUGAUACCCUGGCUGAUGAGGACCUCAUGUUUGCUCAAUCAUUGCUGCAGAGUCAUCCGCACUCUCCCGCCCAGUCUGGAGCUUUGGUAUAAUCCCCAUGGUCCUUACGGAGUCCCCAGCAUCCUCUAGGACGUAAGAGAAAAUAAGAUUUUAAACCUACUGGUAAAUCUUUUUCUCCUAGUCCGUAGAGGAUGCUGGGCACCCGUCCCAGUGCGGACUUCAUUCUGCAAGACUUGUAUACAGUUAUUACUUGCACAAGGGUUUUUUGUUGCAGUUCUGAUCGGUCUUUGAUGAUGUUUUGUUUCAUACUGUUGACUGGUUCGUAUAAUCCAAGUUAUACUGUGUGGAUGGUGUGGGCUGGUAUGAAUCUUGCCCUUGGAUUUCCAAAAUCCUUUACUCGUACUGUCCGUCUCCUCUGGGCACAGUUUCUCUAACUGAGGUCUGGAGGAGGGGCAUAGAGGGAGGAGCCAGUGCAGACCCAUUCCUAAAGUUAUUUUUAGUGCCCAUGUCUCCUGCGGAGCCCGUCUAUUCCCCAUGGUCCUUACGGAGUCCCCAGUAUCCUCUACGGACUAGGAGAAAAAGAUUUACCGGUAGGUUCACUGGAGGUAGGGCCACUGUGAUAAAUAGAUGUCUCAGUGACCUCAGGAGCUGCUGCAAUUGACGGGUGUUUUCAGGGGAUUUGAGGAUUAUGGGUGACCAUGUCCAUAUUCCAAUGAUAGGGAUUCCAAACUCUGAUUCUUUAAGGAUAACGCAAGUAGAGCAUGUAAGCACACUUAAUUUAAACCCUGCAACAUGAGGCGGUGUAGUGUGCAGUCUUCAAACAUUGAGAAUAGCACAACCACGUAUAUUAAGAAAGACUUGACAUGAAACACAACUCUACAUGACACUGCAUCAUGGGCAGGAAUUUUGGCUAUGUCACUUGAAACCAAACAUUUCAUUUAUAUCUACCUACGACAACUUGCAAUUCUCGUGUUUAAAUCUGGCUAGAUUAAUUUAAAACCCCCCCCCCAAAAAAAAAAAAAACAGAACACCUACUGUAACUUGGACUAUUCCCCUCUUCAGCCGCCUGUAAUUUUGUGUUAUAAGAUAUACGGUUUUAUAAGAUUACAUGAUUGCUUAAAUAUGUGAAAUCUAAAAUAUGUAUGGUCAAUUCCUAUACACGUUUGGAAAGGAUAGCUUAUCUUUGUAAUGCAUUAAACACAGCUGGAUUGUGUUGUCA
Molecule: messenger RNA, 11156 nt
Organism: Pseudophryne corroboree (corroboree frog)
Lineage: Eukaryota; Metazoa; Chordata; Amphibia; Anura; Myobatrachidae
Gene: METTL24
Product: methyltransferase like 24
Exons: 5
Coding region: 184-1242 (352 amino acids)
Source: RefSeq, a predicted model, not a curated record